UCUCCCUGUCUUGGUGGAAAUAAAAAGAAACACGCACUUUCUUUCCUUCUUUCAUUCAAACUUUACCUCUAGAUGCAAGUGUAUGUAAAAAUCUGAAUUCGCACAGUAGAUUCGCAGAUUAAAAACGUAAUUUGGAACAUCAUUUAUCGAAAACGGAAAAAACAACGAUGAGAUCGGCAAAUCUAUGCGCUGGAAUGUCUGUUUGGAUAACUGCGUCACACUUGUGGAUUUUGUUUUGUGUCUUCCUCCUGGAGUUUACUUCUGCAGACCAGAAAAACAUCACAGCUGAGUCUGGACAAGACGUCACUCUGACAUGUCGAGCUCCAAACAACGACUUCAAGCUUGUAGAGUGGAGCAGAACUGACCAGAGCAGAGCUGAACAUGUCUUUUCGUGCCGGAUUGUUACGAAAGGACACUUUGCUCCAGUUGAGCAGCAUCCAUCUUUUAAGAGCCGGGUGGAUCUGCAGGACAGACAGAUGAAGGAUGGAGACGUGUCUCUGAUUCUGAAGGAUGUGAUGAUUAAUGACACUGGAACAUACAACUGCUGUGUUGUUGUGGGAUCACUAUCAUGUGAACCCAUCAACAGCAUCUACCUUCAUGUUGUUCCUCCAGGUCAGACAGGAGGACACACAGAGGAUGGAGGGAAGAAGGAUGGAGGGAAGGAGGAUGGAGGAGAGAAGAGUGGAUCUGUUGGACUAAUAGCUGGUCUGGUAAUUUCCGCUGUGCUUCUUGUUGCUGCUGUUUCUGGAUUUUUGAUCUACAGAAAACUUAAGAAGCAGGAUCAGGAUUCAUACCAGCCUCCUGUUGAAAUGCACCAUGUUUGAAAUGUCUCAGAGCUUUUCCAAAUGAGCUCUCAGUCUCCUGGUAAUGCGUCAAUUUCCCAUCGUUGUCACUCAGCACAGUAAAAAAACAGAUCUGAGGAUGUGUUUGUCAUGAAAAGAGCCCAACAUUUGGUUUUCAGGGUUUUUAUAAAGGGGAUUUAUUUCUGUGAAUGAAAAACCGACUGAAAUCCUGGAUUCUGUUCUUCACUCACCACCAGCUCACACCUUCUUCUCACCUGCACGUCCUCCAGGAGGACAUGGAGGGUUUGUGGCACUGGUAGUGAGUCUGUCAGUUUUGGUGUGUUUGUUCUUGUACCUAAUGAUUUGAUCUGUAAAAAAAGAAAAGGGAAUGGUGCUGAAUAUGUGAUUCCUGCUUCUCAGAGAUCCUGUUAAAGUCUAAAGAUAUUGGGAGGGUUUCACACUGUUUGGAGCAGGGAAACAGGUACUAAUGGUGCAAUACUGACUGAUGUGUUUGUGGAUAUGAACUCGUACACAUGAACAUACCUCAGGUUCAUAUCUGCAAAUUUAGGUCCCAGGACACAAACUUUAUAUUUAAAGCUUUUAAAGAGUGAAAAAUGUUACAUUUGGACAUCUGUGGGGUUGGUGAUGGAGGGAAUCAUUUAACAGCUCGUAGGUUUCUACACUUAUGAAUUAAAAAUGCAUCACUUUAAGAAUUAAAUCUAUUACAUUAGAUGAGGAUGACGGUUUGGGAUAAAAUUGUUUACACUCUUUAAGCUCUGUUUCUUAGUUGUCAUGGUGAUGCAUCCUGGCAAUGUUACAGACAUGAAAAAUAUCUCAGAGUGAAACACUUUAGUUACAGUCAUGUUGACUGUAACUAAAGUGUCAUUUUUAUAACUCCCUCUUUAUAACUGUCUUUACUAUGUAAAGUUUCCUAAAUUUACACAAACAGGGAUUUUAGACUAUAAAAGGGAAUUUUGUGCAGCUAAAAAUGACAAAUUUUGUUUUAUGAAAACUGAAGUUAAUGCUGCAGUGACUGGAAAAUGACCUGUUCUAGAGACUAGACCAUCUCAGUACCACUGACUUUAUGGUAUUUUUCAAAUUUAUUUAUUUCCUUCAGCAGGUACUUGAACUUCCUUCAGUGGAAAAUUGAAACAGUGUUACAAAAACUUAUGUUUUACGUUUCCUAUUUGUGAAACUUUGUUUUUUGGUGUAAACCAACAAUUUAAACAAACUAAGUAAUUUAUGCUUUUUUUCUCUGGGUUUAGUGUUUUGCAAGAUUAUGAAUGCAUAAAUGCUGUGAUCUGUAUUAAAAAAUACUGUUGCUGUCUGUGGAUGUGCCAAGUCAGCCACGAAAUCCUGAAGGUAUCAGAGUAAAAAAGCUGGUUUAGAUUUAGUUUGUUUCUCACCUCUCCUCCAGGAGCUGCUGAAACAGUCCAGGUGUCUUUUUUCUGCUCAGUGUUCUGGAGGAAAGUGUGCAAGGAAGGAGGAAUGUUGUGCGACAUGUGUUGAUUUGAUCACUUACAGCAGUUUCUCUCAUGUACUGUUCACCUGUUUACAUUUUCUGUGAACGAUACAUCAACCACUGCCCGACUGUUACGGGGUUCAGCCUGGUGCAGAACUUUCCCCUCAUUUGUUCCCUGGUUUAAUUCUGUUAUUUGUUUGAUUUUAAUCUCCCCGUGAAUCUGAUGCACUGAGCCACUGAAGUGGAGAACCAAAGAAAUAAAAAAACUGGACUGUUGACUGUUUAACAGAGAUUUAUUUUUGCACCUUCUCACUGAUUCCUGCUGAAUCAGCACCAAAGAACACACAGCAAACCCUCUGAGCUUUGCUUCAGGUCAUCAUGUUAUUCAUAAUCAGAGCGAUCAGUGAGAAAAAUCUGAUGUGUGUUUACUUAAACUCAGUAAAAGGCUUCUUCUCACUUAUGUACAUCUUCUAAACCAGAGUGCGUAUAGCACACGCUGGAUGCUGACAUUUAUCAAACUGUGAUGUCUGUUAUCAGAGGAUCAUUCUGAUAACACAAACCCCUCCAGUGUGUCUAAGGCCCACUGAGGAGAUCAGAAAGGACACAAGGAGAGAGGAGUCAAGGAAACAGUCUCAACAGAACGAGACAUCAGCGUCUCAGAGCUUCAUUUUAAACUGUGGUAAUUAUAUAACGUUAAAUUACAACUAGAAUACAAACAGUGCUCCAGAACUAUUUUAUAAAUGAGAAAUUCUUCAGCAUGAAGCACUGAGAUUGAUUUUCAGGUAACAGGCAGAAAGACGGCGGAGACCAGGAGGCACAAAUUAGAAAGAGUCCUCAGUUUUCCCGCCCCUGAGCAGCAAGAGCCAAUCAAACAGAAGAAGGAAACAUAUGAGCCAAUCAUGUUGCACUAAUUCUUCAGAUUCCACUCAUGAUUCUGUGCGUGUAGUUUUUCAGUCCCUGUGAAGUUAAAAAAAUUAAGUCAUGUCUCUCUCCCCAAUCACCUGUUGAGUGAUGUUAAAAUAACCACCCAGAUUACAUCAUUUAUUUACAGAUUGUCUCAGUGAAAUUUAGAUUUAUCUGUAAAUUCUGUUAUUUAUAAAAUUGUGGAAUUUGAUCUAGUAUUGUUAGAAUGUAAACAGCAGAAAAUAAAGAGGAACAGAAGAGUGUAAUACAAAGCAAGCUCAGCAAAGUUAGGCUUUCUUUAUAUUAGCCGCCUCAAUCAAACCUCAGUCGGAGACACCAGUAAUUAAUAAGAGGUUGUCACAUUGCUCCUUCUUCUUUUUUAGUAGCUGAGCACACAGCACAAACACAAAUUGUGGAGAACAAGAUCAUUUUAU
Messenger RNA from Haplochromis burtoni (Burton's mouthbrooder), 3581 nucleotides. RefSeq lists its product as uncharacterized. Gene Ontology annotation, cellular component: external side of plasma membrane. The record is from RefSeq and is a predicted model, not a curated record. Lineage: Eukaryota; Metazoa; Chordata; Actinopteri; Cichliformes; Cichlidae. The transcript has 3 exons. Bases 168 to 824 code for a protein of 218 amino acids. Gene Ontology annotation, biological process: T cell costimulation; cell surface receptor signaling pathway; immune response.